Messenger RNA from Staurois parvus, 972 nucleotides. The record is from the annotation of a GenBank genome assembly. NCBI's taxonomy places the organism in Eukaryota, Metazoa, Chordata, Amphibia, Anura, Ranidae.
AUGGCAGAGUCCAGGGAGCCGUGUCUGCUGGAGACAACGUUCACCCUGCUGGGGCUGCUGCUGGCCGGAUUUCUGCUACUGAAGCUGAUGCUGAGGAUCCUGCGGGGGCUGAGGAUCCAUGUGCUGUCCGGCUUCUGGAGGAGCGAUCUCACCCGGUAUGGGCGCUGGGCAGUGGUAACAGGGGCUACAGAUGGCAUAGGAAAGGCAUAUGCACGAGAGCUUGCAAAAAGAGGACUGGAUGUCGUGCUAAUAAGCCGUACCUUGGAGAAGCUUAAGAAGGUGGCUGCAGAAAUAGAAAAAGAAUUUGGGCGCAAGACUCGGGUAAUACAAGUGGAUUUUACGAAUGGAUCACAUAUUUACCAGAAAAUUAAGGAAGAACUGGAAGAUCUGGAGAUUGGAAUUCUGGUAAACAAUGUAGGUAUGAAUAUUAAUCAGGACCCAUGCAAAUAUAUGAAUAUCCCCAACAGAGAUCAGAUGUUGGACAAAAUAAUCAACUGCAAUAUCAUGUCAGUAUUAUGGAUGACUCAGAUUAUUCUCCCUCAAAUGUUGCAGAGAAAGAAAGGCUUGAUUAUAAAUCUUUCUUCUGAAGUUGGAAACCGCCCAUAUCCAAUGUCACUCGUAUAUAGUUCCACAAAAGUCUUUGUGGAUUUCUUUUCUCGUGGUCUACAUGUGGAGUACAAGUCUAAGGGUAUAACAGUGCAGAGUGUGAUGCCAUUGUUGGUCUCAACGGACAUGACCUAUAAGAUGAAGACGAACAUAUUUGUGAAAUCUCCAGACGACUUUGCUUGUGAAGCUUUGAACACUGUGGGAUACACAAGCAGGACCAGCGGAUGUCUCUCACACUCCCUCCAGAGUUAUGCCAUUGACCUCUUUCCAGACAGUAUUUUUUAUCCUUUGCUGUUGUCGAAAUCAAUUCUAAAACGUUUUGAAAACGUGAAGGAAGACUAUUCCAAAACUAAGAAAGAAAAAUGA